AUGGAUUUUAUUUCUAUAGAUAUCAACAAUAAAGAUAAUAUUUACAAUGUAAUUAAUAAAAUUGAAAUUAAAACUGAUAUCAAUAACGAAAAAGAUAUCAAUAAUGAAAAAGAUGUUAAUAUCAAUAAACCAUGUAUCAAUAAACCUAUUAUAGAAAUAUCGCCAAAUGAAACAUAUCUUGUUACUUAUAAUCCAAAAGAUUAUUCAAUCGUCGACUACAUAUGUAUUUUUGAUGAUAAGAAACUUGUAUGUAUGGUUCACGAGGUAACAGAUGUUAUCCAAGCCACCUGGUCUCUUCAUAAAAGGAAAGAAAAAGAGAGAUUUCAAGCAGCUCUCUAUGACAUUCCAGACUCAAUGACAGCUGCUACAUUAUUUCACCAAAAUCAAACCCAUCUGACUUUAUCAGCGAUUAACAGUUUUAAAGCCUUUAAAGUUAUUACAACAGAAGAAAAGAAACGCAAACUUGUAAUUUAUUUGGAAAAAUGGGAAGAUCUAAACAAUCUUGUAGGUAAAACAUAUGAAAUUGAUGGCAAAACUUUAGAUUGGUGCCACCACACUUUCCCACAUAGGGAUUGGAAUCAAUUCAAUUGA
This is a messenger RNA of Rhizophagus irregularis DAOM 181602=DAOM 197198, 591 nucleotides long. RefSeq lists its product as uncharacterized. NCBI's taxonomy places the organism in Eukaryota, Fungi, Glomeromycota, Glomeromycetes, Glomerales, Glomeraceae. The record is from RefSeq and is a predicted model, not a curated record.